Molecule: messenger RNA, 1886 nt
Organism: Phycomyces blakesleeanus NRRL 1555(-)
Lineage: Eukaryota; Fungi; Mucoromycota; Mucoromycetes; Mucorales; Phycomycetaceae
Exons: 10
Coding region: 139-1743 (534 amino acids)
Biological process (GO): proteasome-mediated ubiquitin-dependent protein catabolic process
Cellular component (GO): GID complex
Molecular function (GO): protein binding
Source: RefSeq, a predicted model, not a curated record
UUGUACUUCCUCAUCGUCCUUUAAGUUACUCAAUAUUUUUUGACGGAAAGAAAGAAAGAAAGUUACCAUUUUUUUAAAAAGAAAAAUCACUUCUUUUUUCCCCUCAUCUUUUAAUAAUAAAAGAGUACCUCAAAUACCAUGCAAAUCACCAAACAUACUGCAAGUAAUAGUCAAUCUUCUCAACCCGAAUCACGUUUAGGGAAUGUGAAUAAGGAUGAGUUGGUGAGACUUGUUCUACAAACAUUGCAAGACCUAGACUAUCAUGGACCUGCAAUGAUGCUUGAGAAGGAGUCUGGUGUUACUUUGGAAUCUGACAAUGUUACUUCGUUUCGUCAAGCUAUCCUGACGGGAGAUUGGACAGCUGCAGAAGCGUUACUGCCAACCAUGGCACUAUCUAAAACUGAAGACCUUUCACAAGCUAUAUUUCUUAUCCGAGAGCAAAGAUUUCUAGAGCUCUUGGAAGAUAGAAAGACACUAAAUGCACUCUACAGCCUCCGGACUGAGCUGACACCUCUAGGCUUAAAUGUCGAUCGUAUUCAUGAACUUUCAAGUCUGAUUCUUUGUUCAACAGCAGAAGAUGUAAAGGCACAGGCACGAUGGGAUGGGGCAGGAGGAAAAUCAAGAGAACUAUUAUUGGUUGAGUUACAACGCUACAUUCUUCCUUCUUCGAUGAUCCCAAAAGAGCGUAUGUUGACACUUAUUGAUCAGGCCUUUCAAUGGCAGCGGAGAGGAUGUCUUUAUCACAAUGUUGCGGAAUCUGAUUAUUCCCUCUUCGAAGAUCAUGCGUGUGACAAAGAUCGUUUCCCUAAAUCCACCAUUCGCGUUCUCGAAGGACAUGCAGAUCAAGUAUGGCAUAUUGCGUUUUCUCAUAAUGGAAAAUAUUUGGCAUCAGUUUCUAAGGACAAAACCUGUACUAUUUGGGAUAUAAGCACAUUUGAAGUAAUUCAAGUACUAAGCGGGCAACCUGACAGCAGCUCUUAUUGUGAAUGGUCUCCGGAUGAUAAAAGACUUUUGAUUUGUGGAUGUGAUCAUGCAAUGAGGCUGUGGGAUCCAAUGACUGGUGACCUCAUCCAGAACUUCCUUGAACACGAAGAACAGGUUACAAGCUGUGCAUGGUUACCUGAUGGAAAACAUGUACUUUCUGCUGGUUGUGACAAAAAGAUAUGUUUGUGGAACCUUGAUGGUACACUUGUGAAUACAUGGAUAGUAGAACGUGUAUUGGAUAUGAAAUUAUCCGCAGAUGGGCGUCGGCUUGUAAUUGCUAGUUAUGAAAAUAACAUUUCGGUUUAUAAUUUUGACUACCCCAAUCUUUCUCCGUUCAGUAAAAUAAAGGAAAGCGGUGGAAUCACAUCCUUGACACUGACCAAGGAUUCCCGAUUUGCAUUAGUUAAUAUCAAGGAGCUCCAAGAGAUUCACUUGUGGAAUCUGGAAGACCAAACCUUGAAACACAAAUACGCCGGCCACAAGCAAGGAGAAUAUGUUAUUCGGUCUACAUUUGGUGGCCCUGACGAUUCAUUUGUACUGAGUGGAAGCGAAGAUAAUUGCGUUUAUGUCUGGAGCAGAGAGCACCAGGAAUUAUUAGAGGUCCUUUGUGGACACACAGAUACUGUGAACUGUGUAUCUUGGUAUUCACACACACAUACAAUGUUCGCGACCGGAAGCGACGAUGGAACUAUUCGAAUUUGGGGAAUCAAACCUCAAUUAUCCAAUUGCCCAGAUGACAAGGGCAAGGUUCGAGCAUAAUACAAAAUGAAAUGAACAAUGUAUACAUAUAUACAAAUCAAUGAAGACCCACAUAUACAGACAAGACAUUUUAGUCAAAGAGAAAGAUAUUAAGGAUAUUAAGUAAUUACAAAUCAUAAUAAAAGAGUUAUUAUUUCCUUCUU